AUGCCUGUUCUAACCAAAACUUGCCGGAUGGCAUUGUCCGCUAACGAGGUGUGGGGAGCGAUUUUUGCUGCAACAAAUAUAUACCCGUCCGCCAUGCCUAACCUGAUUGCAGGCAUCCGAGUGACCAGCCGAGACGGUGUUACUGCCGGUUCGGUUCGGGAGAUCACUUUUGGAACUGCCACAGCAGGUAUGGUCAGCCAGGCGACCGAGCAGAUUACCAGGGUCGACCAUGCCACUCGAACCGUCGAAUCCACCUUUAACAAUGAUAGGAACUUCGUGGGCAGGCACUUUCGUUCUGCCUCCCUGGUCGUAAAGGUGGAUCCCAAUAACGCCGACGAUGGCCCCAACUCUCGAGGUUCCACAAUCACCUGGACUUUGACAUACUCAUGGAUUUCAGCUACUGCAUCAGGCGGACUCAAUUUGGACGUUUUCUGGAAUGCUAUAGAGCAGGGAUUCAAGGAUUUAGACACUUACAUCUAG
Messenger RNA from Linum trigynum, 480 nucleotides. The record is from the annotation of a GenBank genome assembly. NCBI's taxonomy places the organism in Eukaryota, Viridiplantae, Streptophyta, Magnoliopsida, Malpighiales, Linaceae.